CACAGUAUCACAGCAUCACAGCAUCAACCUUUCAGCUUUGUCCUCUGAGAUGACUGCCCACCAGCCAUGGCAGACCGAGGACGCCCAUUCCAGGAGGUUUCGGUGAGGUCCAUCGUGGGUCAAAAUGGCUCCGAGAGAUUUGAGUACGACGACAAGCCAGAGAGGGUCUCCGACUGGCGUGUUAAUCUGACCGCACUUUCGAAAGUGCACAACCUCUAUUUCCUUGCUUGUUCCGAAGAGAUACAUGUCCAUCGCCCAACGUUUCCCGAACAGAGACUGUCUAGCAAACCUCUUUUGAAGCUUGGUCUGCCCGUGACUAGGCCAGGUCUACGAGGCUACCUUGACCCCCACCAUCCGCACUCGGCGAACCGUAUUCUGCUCGACUUUCUCGGUCACGAGGAAGCGCUUCUAGUUGCCUGUGAUGAUGGGGACGUGAUCGGAUUCUUCGUCAAGGAUAUCCUAAAGCAUGAGCCCCACGACACCACCGUUCCAAACGACAUUUGUUUGGUCCGCCCUUUCUUCCAUACGAACGUUGCAAAGAGCGCUUGGGGCUUGGCUAUCCAUAGCGAAGCUCGGUUAAUUGCUGUCAGUGCAAACACCCGCAAGGUUAGCGUGUUCGUGUUGGCGCUCAGCCCGUCCGCAGAAUCUUUAGCUUUAGAUCCGGCCCGAAGCUAUGAAAGGAAAUUGGAAUCAGCAGACAUGGGCGACAACAUCCCGGCCGUCCACUUCAACAACACCGGUUCGGAUCCAAAGGGCCAAUGGAUUUUGUGUAGUACGAUUGCCGGGCAAGUCUUCGUCUGGGAUACUCACCGGACACCGUUUUACGCCGAGCGUCUCAGUCUCGGCUUUUGCUUUGGCGUCUUGCAUGAGCCAACGCAACCUGCUCAGUGCACGUGCUUUGACCAGCACGGUUAUCCUCACGCUCUCUGGAACUCAGUAUUCCUAGAUCCUCGGUCGUUCAAAAAGACUCAUCUAAUUGAAGUAACCCUUGGCACUUCCAAAGUCUCCAAGUCUCAUUGGUUCUGGGACAUCUCGGCGAGCAAGCUCAACAUUCCCGGAGGCCAAAAGCUCCUUAGCAGCCCCAGUCCUCGUACUCCUGCUCCUGCCUCUGCAACGGUGGCUGUUGACAACAACACCGGCGUUACGUUCAAUCUUGACUCUCAAUGGAUGCACGACGAUGAUUCUCUUGAGGAAGAGGAAGAAAUUGUUGCCUCCGAUGCCGCAACUGGCCAACCGAGGCGCCGUUUCUAUAUGCAACACCUAAUCUCGGACGGUGGCCGUACAUCUUCAUCCAACUCGCACUGCCCCGUCCUUAUUGUUGCCAAAAAGGACCUAUUCCUAGUGCAACCACUCACCUCCGAGGCUACGUCUCCGCCCGUCAUCGUAUUACAUAACCCUCUUGCUCAAACUCAGAGCCAAUUUCCAAAGUCACGAGACCGAAUGUGCUUUUUUGAGCAAAUACCCGAGCUCGGCGUGGUCAUCGUUGCGUCAAGCAUCGGCCGCGCCGCCGUCAUAACUUUGACCCAAUAUAACGAGCUCGACGACAAAGAACUCCCACAGCCCGUGUACGGCUUCCGGCUCGAUCAUCUUCUCCCAUUUCCAGAACAAGAGAAGGAUGGCUGGCGCCGUGGGUGGAUGCUCGGCAUUGCGGUCAGCCCUUUGCAGGGUAUGUUGGGCACGGAGGGGGUACGUCGCUGGCGGCUUAUACUCUAUUAUGCGGAUCAUACGGUUUUAGCGUAUGAGAUUGGCAAGAUUCGUGAGCCGCGAAACCGGGGCGUCGAGGCUCUAGUAAUUUAGUUUUCGCAAGGAGGGGUUGAAGCUUUUGUGGUUUAAAUCUCACGAUGAGGGAGAGAGAGGGAGCUUCUAGUCUUUCGUUCGGCAUAAAUACCCCUGAGCGCCUUCGACCUUUCUUUUUAGAAAGCCUUGCCAAAAGUUUUGGCACACACUCACCACCGUUGGAGGUUCUUUAGUGCAUUUGAAAAGCUGUUGUACGAUGUAAAAUUCUGAACAGCGUAAAUCAGAGAGCUAUCACACGCUGACAGCACCGCCUACUUGCCGGUAUUUGUAGUGCUUCAGCGCCGCAUCGUAAA
Molecule: messenger RNA, 2090 nt
Organism: Mytilinidion resinicola
Lineage: Eukaryota; Fungi; Ascomycota; Dothideomycetes; Mytilinidiales; Mytilinidiaceae
Exons: 4
Coding region: 67-1797 (576 amino acids)
Source: RefSeq, a predicted model, not a curated record